This is a messenger RNA of Ailuropoda melanoleuca (giant panda), 1791 nucleotides long. It is a transcript of the gene B3GAT2, whose product is annotated as beta-1,3-glucuronyltransferase 2. Gene Ontology annotation, molecular function: galactosylgalactosylxylosylprotein 3-beta-glucuronosyltransferase activity. NCBI's taxonomy places the organism in Eukaryota, Metazoa, Chordata, Mammalia, Carnivora, Ursidae. Gene Ontology annotation, cellular component: Golgi membrane. The record is from RefSeq and is a predicted model, not a curated record. Bases 750 to 1739 code for a protein of 329 amino acids. Gene Ontology annotation, biological process: carbohydrate metabolic process; chondroitin sulfate proteoglycan biosynthetic process. The transcript has 4 exons.
CCUCUCCGCCAGUAGCAGCGCUGCUGUCUUCCCACAGGAGGACUGGGAGGACGCUGGAGUCUGCAGAGCCCCCGCCCCCUCGCUUUUUCUUUCUUUCCUUGCUUUGGGAUCUUGCUGCCGGAGCCGGGAGAGGUUCUGAGAAGAGAAGAGAGAAGGACGGGAGUGCAGGCUUCCGCUGCGGCGCGCCAACAGAGCUGGGGGCACAAAAUCCCCGGCGUCCCCUCCCGGUCCUCGCCAACCCGGCUGGGAUGUGACGAAGGAAAGCCCUCAGCGCCUGCCUCCCGCCCUCGAAGGUGCCCCCAGAGAGCGCACUGGGAGCACACCGCUGGAGUCCCUUUGCCCGCAGCACCGCGGGACAGGAGUGGCUAGGAGCCCUGUAGCCGGUUCCCAGCUCCCACUCUUCAGAAAGAGCGGCUGGGGAUUACCGCUUUCCUGGCGCUCGGCACAACUCCGGGGCCAGCAGCGCGCGGUUGGACAGAGUCCCGCUUCCCGCCGACUCACCGGGACUGGGGGACAGCGCCAGCCCGCCUGCACUCCCUGUAGCCCUAGCCUCUCGACACCUGCGCCGAUCUCCCACGCCAGGGGGCUGAGCCCCGCGGCUCCCGGCCCCCGCAGCAUCCUCAGACCCCAUGGAGAACGCGCCCGCCGCGGCUUCCUGAGUGCGGGCGCUGCCGCCGUCCAAACUGCGCCCUGGGGUCCUCCAUCUCUCCCCUCUUAGGGGCGUCCGAGAGGCCGGGGAAGAGCGCACCAUGAAGUCCGUGCUGUUCAGCCGCUUCUUCAUCCUUCUGCCCUGGAUAUUAAUCGUCAUCAUCAUGCUCGACGUGGACACGCGCAGACCCGCGCCCCCGCUCACCCCGCGCCCCUACUUUUCUCCCUACGCGGUGGGCCGCGGGGGCGCCCGACUCCCGUUCCGCAGGGGCGGCCCGGACAUUGGCCCCCGGCGCGGCUGGGAGAAGCGCAACGAGUCGCGGCCACAGCCACGGCCGCGGCCCGAGCCGCCUCUGCCCACCAUCUAUGCCAUCACGCCCACCUACAGCCGCCCGGUGCAGAAAGCCGAGCUGACCCGCCUGGCCAACACUUUCCGCCAGGUGGCGCAGCUGCACUGGAUCCUGGUGGAGGACGCGGCGGCGCGCAGCGAGCUGGUGAGCCGCUUCCUGGCGCGGGCCGGGCUGCCCAGCACGCACCUGCACGUGCCCACACCGCGGCGCUACAAGCGGCCGGGACUGCCGCGCGCCACGGAGCAGCGUAACGCCGGUCUCGCCUGGUUGCGCCAGAGGCACCAGCACCAGCGCGCGGAGUCCGGAGUGCUCUUCUUCGCGGACGACGACAACACCUACAGCCUGGAGCUGUUUCAGGAGAUGCGAACUACACGCAAAGUCUCUGUCUGGCCAGUGGGCCUGGUUGGUGGGCGACGCUAUGAACGUCCGUUGGUGGAAAACGGCAAAGUCGUUGGCUGGUACACCGGCUGGAGAGCAGACAGGCCUUUUGCCAUCGACAUGGCAGGAUUUGCUGUAAGUCUUCAAGUCAUCUUGUCCAAUCCAAAAGCCGUAUUUAAGCGUCGUGGAUCCCAGCCAGGGAUGCAAGAAUCUGAUUUUCUAAAACAGAUAACAACAGUUGAAGAACUGGAACCAAAAGCAAGUAACUGCACCAAGGUUCUCGUGUGGCACACUCGGACAGAGAAGGUUAAUCUAGCCAACGAGCCAAAGUACCGCCUGGACACCGUGAGAAUUGAGGUAUAAACGGAAGCAGCAGCUGGUGCGGUUCGCCUGGCUAGUGCACGUGGAAGAGGAG